AUGCCAUCUGACGUCAUUGGUUCACUCAUCAUUCUUAGCUUAUUGUUGUUGGUCAGGCAGAGUGCCGUUACAGCACAACACGGUGUCACUUACAAAGAGCCGGAGCUGGAAUGCCUUGACGAUGGUAUUCGGCUUCACAUUUAUCCUGUUGGAGUAUUUGUUGGACACGUUUAUGUGAUGGGACAUUUUGCUGGAGAGUACGUCCACUCAAAGUUUUAUUUCUACUUUUGCGGGCACGUGUAG
Molecule: messenger RNA, 243 nt
Organism: Angiostrongylus costaricensis
Lineage: Eukaryota; Metazoa; Nematoda; Chromadorea; Rhabditida; Metastrongylidae
Source: the annotation of a GenBank genome assembly